Molecule: messenger RNA, 894 nt
Organism: Alternaria atra
Lineage: Eukaryota; Fungi; Ascomycota; Dothideomycetes; Pleosporales; Pleosporaceae
Exons: 1
Coding region: 1-894 (297 amino acids)
Source: RefSeq, a predicted model, not a curated record
AUGGCCGCCCCUGCGUCCCCACCUCCACCUCUCCUUGCCCUCCCUCGCGAAUUGCGAAAUCUCAUCUACUCGUAUUUGGAUGCUGGGGGAGACCCUGGCUGGCGUUGUACCAAGUUGUUCGCUCCAGAUCGCGUUCAGUACCAUGUCCAUAACGCGCCCAAUCUCAGCUUACUUCAUGCUCAUCCUCGCUUACGAGAAGAGUAUCUUGAAGCCAUCGAAAAAGAUGGAGUCUCUGUGACAAUUUCCGAUGAAGAGACCCUUGAGAAAGGCUUCGUUAUCAGUACACUACCGGAUUCACCACCUACAAUACAUCACCCAGUCCAUACGCUGUCUUUGGAUACACUCUUUGCCCGAUUCGUCAAACAUGUCACCAUUCUUACCGACAUCGGCCAGGGUAUUCGUGGUGGCUAUAGCGAACUGGAGAUAUUAUGGAUUACCAUAAAGCGCCUCGCCUCCGCGCUGCUACAAGAAGGUCCACUUCUAUCAACCAUGCGGAUUGGUAUCCAAUGUCACUCCUCUACCCGACUACAACAUCACAACAAUGCUUAUCCACAAUUCGAGACUGCUAAUUUUCUGAACUCACCACCACCCUGCCUGGAAGUAUUGCAACUUGUGCAGCGAGCUGAGGGGUACCGUCUGGACCAAGUAUCGCCAUGGCUAGGUCAGCCUCGCCCUCAGCAUGGCCUUGUGAAGCAUGGCUGCUAUCUGUACACUAGGAGCGGGACAGAUCACGACCUUCACCUCUGGGAACCUUCCGAUGUUCUUAAUCACUUCAAGCUGCAACCUUACACGAUCGGUAAUUGGAAUACACCAUUGCCGACUUCGAUUAUUGAGCAUGAAAUGAAGGAAUGGAGAGAAAAGCACGGUCACAGAGAAGCUAUAGCCUGGUUCUAA